AUUUUUUCAAAAUAAUGAAUAAGGGUUGGGAAAUUGAUGAAGAUUAAUCUUUGGAUCACUUUUUAUCUUUAACUGAGAAUUUAGUUAUUAAAAAUUAAGCUAUUGAAAAACCUAAUAUCUAAACAAAGGUUUCUCCAAAAUCUAAAAUGCGAUUUAGAACAUCUUCUAUGCCAAAAGUUGAGGAAUUCAUUGAACCAAAGAAAGAAAUUAUUUAACAAAUACAGGAUAUCUAAAUUAAACAAUCACCAAAUAAAACACAGCUUAGAUAGCAUAUCAAAUAACAAAGACCCCUGGAUUCUCGAAUAUCAAUCAGAUCAACAUUAUUUUAGAGUCCAAUAGAACCACCAAUCAAAAUGGGAAGAACUUUAUAACCUAAAUUUUUCAAUCCUUUAAUAAGAGAGCAAUAAAAUAAGUUAUUACUAUCUCGAAAACUUAAAAGUAUGACUAACAUCUUUAAUGAUGAUCGUAAUACUUAAAAACGUGAUUUCAACUAUUUAAAAUAAUAGAGAUCUAAUAUAGUAUAUGUAGCUCUCUCGAAAUGAUUAAUAAAUGUAU
Messenger RNA from Paramecium sonneborni, 555 nucleotides. Lineage: Eukaryota; Ciliophora; Oligohymenophorea; Peniculida; Parameciidae. The record is from the annotation of a GenBank genome assembly.